AAGAGGACCUCGGAAGAAAUGUUGCACUGUGCAAGACGACUUUCCCACUUUGGAGCAUUAAGAAGAUCACACAAGUCUCCAUGGCUUCUUUCUUCCUUCCUGUCUUAUUCGGACACCCCGAACAAGAAAACGAAGCAGGCCCCUCUACAGGAGAGGAGAAUGAUAGACAGAUUUAGACUAUGGGCUAAGGGAGGGACUGGCGGGAAUGGAUGUUACAGCUUUCACCGCAGUCGGCAUGAUCGCCAUGGCAAACCUGAUGGUGGGAAUGGUGGAAGAGGUGGUGAUGUGAUUUUAGAGUGCUCGUCUGCAGUGUGGGAUUUCAGCAGCCUGCAGCAUCACGCGAAUGCAAACAGAGGGGGGCAUGGAGCAUCAAAGAAUAAGAUAGGAAGCCGGGGGGCUGACAAGGUUGUGCAAGUACCUAUUGGCACUGUAAUUCAUCUCGUAGAGGGUGAGUAUCCUUCUUCUGUUGAGAACCGUUCUUUGAUGGUUCUAGAUCCCUGGGAGAUCCCUGGUACACUUGAGGCAUCUCAAGCGGAGAAGCAAACUGCAAAUAUUACCAGUACAGCAAGGGUAGUGGAAAGAAGGGAUGUUGAUGGUUCAUCUUCUAGCUUUGAGAGGAAGAACAGGAAAUCAUCUAGCUUGCAGAAGGUACCUAGGGAAUCAUCAAUGAGAUUUCUUUCUCAGGUUUCUCCUUUGAGUAAAGAAUACAAAGUUCACAGGGAAGAAUCUAUUGUCUAUUAUGAAGAGGUUGGUAGUGAAGACAUUGAAAUCAAUGAUGGUACAUCUGCAGCAGAAUGGGAAGAAGAAGAAAUGCAGGAAGAAGAGAUGGAAGAAGUACAAUAUAAUGUUGCAGAAUUAACAGAACCAGGGCAAAGAGUACUUGUUGCUCAAGGAGGAGAAGGUGGGCUUGGCAAUGUCUCUUCAGCAAAAUUUUCCAAGAACCACAAGUAUACAAAUUAUUGUAAUCAUAGCCCUAGUUCACCAGAUCUUGGGAUGCUAGAUGAUGAAGAUCAAUCCUCAUUCAGUGCCGGUCUGCCAGGAUCAGAGGCUGUUCUCAUAUUAGAACUUAAGAGUAUUGCUGAUGUAGGCCUUGUAGGGAUGCCAAAUGCUGGUAAAAGUACACUUUUAGGGGCCAUUUCAAGGGCCAAGCCUGCUGUAGGCCAUUAUGCCUUUACUACCCUAAGGCCUAAUAUAGGGAAGCUGAAUUACGAUGACUUCUUCUCAGUCACUGUUGCUGACAUUCCAGGGCUUAUAAAAGGUGCUCAUGAAAAUCGUGGACUUGGGCAUGCUUUUCUGCGACACAUAGAGAGAACAAAAGUUUUGGCUUAUGUAGUAGACUUGGUAGCAGCACUGGAUGGUAGAAAAGGUAUCCCUCCAUGGGUACAGUUGAGAGAUUUAGUUUUGGAACUUGAAUACCAUAGAGAAGGUUUGACGGAUAGACCUUCCUUGGUAGUUGCAAACAAGAUCGAUGAGGUAGGUGCAGAGGAUAUGUACGAAGAGCUAAAGAGAAGGGUGCGAGGUGUACCCAUUUUUCCUGUCUGUGCAGUCUUGGAAGAGGGCAUAACAGAGCUAAAAGCAGGCCUUAGAAUGCUUGUAGAUGGUGGAGAAUCAAGGAGGCUUCAGUUAGAUGGGAUUAUGCUUGACUAGUUCACUAACAUGUUUCCAAACAUGGGCAUCCAAUCUUUAACGCUAAAUUUUUGUGAUGACUUCGGAGAGACCAUAGCUUCUUUUAGUUUAGGGAAUGGGUAACGAUGAUCUUCUUCCAUACUGUUGCAUUGCCUGUCGACGCUUAGAUUGGUACAUCGAAUGGAGCUUGAUUGAUUGAUUGGAAACUGGAUGACUGAGCUCCAUGGUACGCUGAUGAUUGGUUUGAUUGGAUUUCUUGUUGAUUAAUACGCCAGAAUGGUUACUAUAAUAUUGUUUGAUCCGUUGUUAGUAACUUCUCAAAGGCUUCAUGAUCAUUUUCACACUGAAAAGCCAUGUAUUCUGAUGUGAACUUUUGAUAUCACAGAGAAACAAAGAGAACCUGAAUGAACGAUUGUUUAGUGUUAAUGAGAAAUGUUGGCGAACCAAAAGGUCCU
Messenger RNA from Nelumbo nucifera (sacred lotus), 2081 nucleotides. The record is from RefSeq and is a predicted model, not a curated record. NCBI's taxonomy places the organism in Eukaryota, Viridiplantae, Streptophyta, Magnoliopsida, Proteales, Nelumbonaceae.